CAAAUGCCGGAGCUGCCGGGGAGAGUGACCCGCUCAAAAUGGCGACGGGAGCAGGACGUAUCGUAACAGGAAGCAGUACGGCAGCUGCGCAUGCGCAGUGGCGCACUCCGGGUCCCUGUAAAGAUGUCUGAGCAGGCGGGGAGGGAGCGGAGCGGAGGAACCGAAACAAACGGACAGAACCCGCGUCUCUCCGCAAUUUAACCAGUCAAGGUAAGAGCAGGCGGUCGUGUAGAGCCGCUCCGACGGGACCGAGACGCGACGGAAGGUUUCGGCCUUCGGGUGGCGCGCAGUACCUGUGCGUAGCGUAGCUGAGUUUGUAGUAAAGAACAGAAAUUAUGUGCGGGACGCGCAGCCCUGUGGCAGGGGCGUGUCCGCCAUCUUGUCUAAAGUGGCGCCUUAACGGCAGCUGUCGCUUUUGAGCGGAGGCCGGGCGGUUGGCGCAAAAUGGCCUUUAAUGGUGGAACUUGAAAGACGUCCCGUUGGCCUCGCUAUGUUAUUAAGGCACUUUUUCCCGGUUCGGACCCGCCGUGGACCUACACCGAGUGCUGCCGUGUCCGUGUGUUCUGCCGGGGCUUCCGAGAGGCAGCCGCAGCUUUGUGUUGCCCCCCCUCUUUUUCACCCCCUCCUUCUCUUCUCCUCCUCCGUGUUUGUUUGGAAAGCCUACCGUGCGCACGCGCGUUACCGCAAGCCCUCGUUCCUGCGUACAAAAACGAAAACAUCAGAAUUUAUAUAAUGGAUUUACCCAGCGCUUUUAUUUUACUGCACGUACACGGACACGGCGUGACCUUAAAUGUCGAUUUCUUUCUUAAAACCAGCUUUGAACGCAUAUCGGUCCGCUUUGCCGCCAGAUUCAGACGGUCCGUCAUCAGCCUGCUGACGUCAGUCUGUCCCAGUCCGUCACAAUUUUUGAUUCAUUAGAUUAUUUCCCCCUUAAUCGAUUUAUCCGUUGCCUAUUUUUUAAUCAGUUUGUUUCACAAUACAAAAGAUGAUCACUUGACUACACAUCGAUCAGCGCUGAAAGACCGUGAUCAGAUUUUCCUUUUUGAUUUCCUCAGUCAGCAUAACGAUCUGGGUGAAGUGUUUAAGCAGAUUUAAGUUUGUUUCAGUUUGUCAUUAUACCAACCAUUAUAGUUUAACAGCAAUCAGCAAAUUGUAAAUAUACAUUGUUUUAAAGGGGUAACAUUUAGUAUUUCUGAUGGUUUACUAACUAUUUUGGAGAGGGGGGCAAAAAUAGAUCCUUGUAGACCAGGUUCUAUAAUGUAACAACAAAAUGAUCCAUUAGAUCUACUGAUCUAGGUCAUCAAUUAGUAUCAGGAACAUUUAUUGCCAAAAAAUGUUAGACAUACAAGGAAUUUGACAUGUCGGUUGGUGCAUAACGUUGAACAAUGAGACAAUGGACAACAAGACCAAUACCAAAAGCGUCAAAACAAUUGUAUCAGAGAUCUGAAAGUGACAACCAGCGACUCUUAUAUGGCCAAAAUAAAUCCUUGAUUAUUAAGGCAGGUGAUGUCAUUCUAACAAGCAGCUGAGAUGUCCAAUGACAGCCAGGGAUUGGUGAAAGGGGAGGCGGCCGUCAGAGCCCCUCCCCCUUUGGGUUCCGCCUCCUCCCAGGGGCCGCCCCUUUCUCCGUCCUCCACCUCCAAACCACCUGAGCUCCCAGAUGAACUGGUCCAGGCUGGAUGGGCUAAGUGCUGGUCUCGGAGGGAGAACCGACCGUAUUAUUUCAACAGAUUUACCAAUCAGAGCCUGUGGGAGGUCCCAGUGCUGGGUCAGCAUGACGUCAUCUCUGAUCCUUUAGGCCUGAACGCCGCUCCUGCGGAGGGCGGAGGCUGUGUCCCGGGGAACGGUCAGAGGAAGAGGAGGAUCUCUGAGGAGCAGGGGGCGGGACCUAACAGCAUCAAGAGAGUCAAGGUGGAACCCACCACCCCCAUCUCUCCCAGCACUGCAGGGGUCAAACCCUGGAACUCCACCACUGAGGAAAAGCCAGCACAACCAGCCACACCCACAACUCCAAGCCCCGCCCCUGCGGUAUACAGGCCAGCCUUUAUCUACUGGGAUCUAGACUUGCAGACCAACGCGGUAAUCAGAGAGCAUCCGCCCGACAACAACCUGCUACCCCCUCACCCCGAGAUCGAGCUGCAGAGAGCUCAGCUGGUCACCAAACUUCGGCAACACUACCACGAACUGUGUCACCAGAGAGAAGGUAUUGAUCCGCCCCGGGAAUCCUUCAACCGCUGGCUACUAGAGAGGAAACUGAUCGACAAAGGUCACGACCCCUUACUGCCGAGCGACUGCGAGCCUGUCAUCUCCCCGUCCAUGUUCAGAGAGAUCAUGAACGACAUCCCCAUCAGGUUGGCACGUAUCAAGUACAAAGAGGAGGCCCGGAGGCUGCUGUUUAGAUACGCUGAAGCUGCCAAGAGGAUGAUUGACUCCAGGAAUGCGAGUCCAGACAGGAGGAAGGUGGUGAAGUGGAAUGCUGAAGACACCAUGAACUGGCUGCGCCGAGAUCACUCCGCCAGCAAGGAGGACUACAUGGACCGUCUGGAGCACCUGAGGGAGCAGUGUGGUCCUCACCUCACCGCCGUCGCCAAAGACUCUGUGGAGGCAAUCUGCUCAAAGAUCUACCAGCUCUCUGCAGAGUACAGCCGCCGGCUGAGGCAGACGCAUCUGAGUCUGCUGCAGGACCCCCCCACAGAGGCAAGUGCGUCCCCCCAGCAGUCCCGGUUGGUCUACUGUUACCCGGUGCGUCUGGCGCUCCCCUCGCCGCUCCUCCCCCGGGUCGAGCUGCACUUUGAGAACGACAUGGCUUGCCUACGCUUCAAAGGGGAGAUGGUCAAAGUCAACCGGGGUCACUUCAGCAAACUGGAGCUGUUGUACCGGUACAGUUGUAUAGACGACACGCGCUUCGAGAAGUUCCUGUCCAGAGUCUGGUGCCUCCUCAAGAGAUACCAGGUCAUGUUUGGCAGCGGCGCUAACGAGGGGACGGGUCUGCAGGGGGCGCUGCCGGUGUCGGUGUUCGAGGCGCUGAUUCGCCAGUUUGGUGUCUCCUUCGAGUGCUUCGCGUCACCGCUCAACUGCUACUUCAAACAGUUUGGCUCCGCCUUCCCCGACAUCGACAGCUUCUUUGGAUCCAGAGGGCCCUUCCUGUCCUUCCGUCCUGUCAGCGGUUCAUUCGAAGCCAACCCUCCCUUCUGUGAAGAGCUGAUGGACGCCAUGGUGGCACACUUUGAGGAGCUUUUGGACAAGUCCUCGGAGCCUCUGUCCUUCAUUGUCUUCGUCCCAGAGUGGCGUAACCCCGUGACCCCAGCCUUGACACGCAUGGAGGCCAGUCGAUUCCUGCGUCACCAGCUGAACGUCCCGGCCUACGAGCACGAGUAUCGCUCUGGGAGUCAGCACAUCUGCAAGAGGGAUGAAUUGUACUACCGGGCGGUACACGGUACUGCUGUACUCUUCCUCCAGAACGACGCCGGUUUUGCGAAGUGGGCGCCGACUCCAGAACGUCUGGCCGAGCUGCUGGCAGCGUACCGCCCCUCACAGCCCGCCUCCCUCUCCUCGCCCGGCCCCGCCCCUAAUACCCCAGGAGAAAAAGACUCCACCCCCAAGACCGCUGAAAGGACGCAGAGCGGGGUGAUCUCACCUGUUAGUCAUGACGAUAACAACAACACAAAUAGCAACACAACCCCCCCCACCAACACCAACAACAGUUGUAGCAGCAGCAGCAGCAGCAGCAGUCCUCAAGAAAAGAUGGCCGCCGUGUGAAGGUGGCGAGCUUGGAUCGCCACCACGUCCCUUAUUCUGUGUAAAGUUUCUGUUUUUGAUCGUCAGAUUGUCCCUCACCAGCACCUGUAGCAUCUGUCCACAUGCAGUUAUGGAUCACAGCCAAUCCUUUCACCGUCCCCUCACACAAGCUUUUCUGAUUGGUCGCAGCUGUGACAUCAAAGGGGAAGUUGUGAGCGUUGCGGUUGCCCAGCAACAGGAAGCCGGUUUAGAUAACGUAGCUGAGCUCCAGCAAUAAAAACCUCUUCAUUCUCCUGUGAUGUCACUGGAAGACUUCUGAUUGGUCCUCCGCACCGACAGGGCUUGGUGGUUGGUCAACAAGGCAGCUAUCAUUUCUAUUGGACCCGUCGGUCCUCGUUGAGAGGGAACGUCUACAGGUCCCGCCUCCUCGCUUCGGUCUGACCAGUCGACAAAUGUCCUUCAGAGCAUGAACCCGCCAAUACUGCGGUGCAUUGUGGGUAACUCAUUGGGCAGGAGUAGGCCCAGCUUUCGCAGUGACAUCGUAGUUGCUGCCAGUCUGAACUGAGACUCUAACCUGGGAAUCGAACUGACGUCCCGUCACGCUUGCUAUGGUGCUGUUAGCCACCGGGCAGUGUGACCCGAGACGUGACCGGUGUUUGGCACCAGGUGGAGAGAAGUUAUUUCAGGCUUCCUGAUCUGUCUUCAUUCACCAAAUCCCGUUUACCACCUAAAGCGGCUUUAUUUCUCAUUGUGUCAAUAUGCUUAAAAAAAUAUAUAUAUAUUUUUCCUGUCGUGUCCCCUUUUUUGGAUAUAUAUUUUUACCUUUUUCUAGAAAAAUCUUCUAAUAAGAUUUUCUUUGUUCUAAAUGUAUUUGCAUUUAACACCAUUAAUAUUGCUGAACAUCAACUUACUAUCUGGUUUGAUUUUAGUUAUGAACCAACAGAUCUUCAAAAGCAAGCCGUUAUUAAUGAAAACACUGAAGGAACAGCGACUCACACUUCCUGACUCCACCGUGGAUGUAAAACAAAACUGGACACCGGACCCCAAGACGAAAGAGUUUCUAUGAGAAUUGCUUCCUCUGAAUGUUUGUUCCUUAUCCGUGUUACGCACAGUAGUCGCUCCCUCGCCCCGCCCCCAAAUUCCAGCCUCGCCCACAUGCUUUGCGUAAUGAUUACUUUUCAAAUACAAUCUUUGAUCGAUCAAAUUAUGUAUGAUGGAGUUGCAGUUUGUGGUUUUACGACAUCCCUUUUCUGAUGGCUGUCUAUUGUGAUAUGUUUUUUUUCGGGGGGCGCUGCAGUACCGCACGCUGCCACUGGGGCAUCACACAUCCUGUUCUCUGAUUGGCUGAUGGUGCGUACGUUUCUGCGAUUUUGGUGUCCUCCCUGGCUGUGUACAUAAUGUACAGUUAAACUGAUAUGUAGUCUUUAUGUUUUCAUCAUCUGCUGUUAAAGUCAUCAAAAACAAAAUUGAAUUGUUCAUUUCUUUUUAAUUUUUAAAAAUGGGGAUCUGUUCUGUAUUAUACAGCUUAUGAUAGUUUGUUUUAAACUAAACCAAAGUGUUAUUAAGAAAAUCUAUACCUUGUAUGUAAAGGUAGACGUGUGUAUGCAUCAGUAAUGCUGAGGUCUAACCAGCAGAAUACUCCACAUUAUUUUUAUAAUUCUCCGCUGUUCUCUUUUCAGUAACUGUUUUUGGGGGAUAUUUUGGGGUUUUCUUGUGCAUGAAACCUUUUGGACUCUAGAUGAUGUUCGUAAUCCUGAAUGUGUCUUUGGGCUGCGCCGCGUCUCGAGAUGUUUCUACGACUUGCUAGUUUUAGCCGUUAAAGUUUUCCUUAAAUGAACACUCCAACAUUUUGGUAUAUUGUGUUUGCUGUUUGAUUUGUGGGAAGGUGGAUUUAAAAAAAAAAUUGUAUUGACGCUAAGCUAAAAGUUUCCCCGUGCUUUGGGGAUUUGUGCUAAACCUCGAUAAUGUUGGACGGUCUCUUUCAUAUUUAUGGAAAGCCAGAAAUCCUUUUUGAAGAUAUUUUAUUGUAAUUAAGAUUAAUAUUUCUGGGAUUAAAAUGAAUUUGAUUUGUUUUCCAGUCUUUAUGAAUUCUGCAUUUCAUAAAUUCAAGAAAACAAAUUUCCAUUGGUAUAAUUUUACAAAAAAUUAUAAUAAUGAGGAAAUUGAGUCGCGAGAGAAUUUAUAAUUUAAAGAUUUUCAUCCCAAAACCUGUAAUUUCUUGUAAUUGAGAUCCGUGUCUAAUAAUUACAUCAUGUCUUUUAUUUAUCACGUAAUUGAUAGAACAUCUUUUCUUAAUUCUGAGAAAAGAUAUCCUGACAGAUUUCUUUGUAUUUGUGAUAUUCAUAUUUCAUAAUUACAAAAUAAAAUAUCUCCUAUAAAAUGAUAGUUAUGAUGUUCUCUUAAGAGAAACUAGUCUUGUAAUUACUAUGUGAUGCCGUAAUAAUGACAAAAAGAUCGCAAUGUAAGAAUUCUGUCUCACAAUCAAAUCAUUUCAAAGUACUGGGGAAAGUUACAUUAUACUUGUGAAAUUAUCAUUUAUGAAUGGCUUCAUUGUUAAAGCUUUGAUUAACAGAUAAUGCCUUGUGAUAAUAGGCUUAUGAAACAACAGUCACAAUUACAAGAUGACGCAUUCAGUAGUUUUAUUUUUGCUGAAAACCAUGUUCCUUCUGUUGUCUCGAUUGAGACCAGCGAUGCUGUGAAUGUGAAGUGGCCGGAGGUGUGAUGUCACGCAGCGACAUUGCAGAGCUGCAAAAAAACAAACCCAAUUGUGUUUUAUGGUUUUAUUGUCCUCUCAGCUGGAGAAUGUAAAUAUAGUCUGUUCUUUGAUCCUGCAAAGCAAAACGCAGCCUCACUCUUCCAGUAAAAACAUACCCAACCCAGUGA
Molecule: messenger RNA, 6621 nt
Organism: Gasterosteus aculeatus aculeatus (three-spined stickleback)
Lineage: Eukaryota; Metazoa; Chordata; Actinopteri; Perciformes; Gasterosteidae
Gene: pcif1
Product: phosphorylated CTD interacting factor 1
Cellular component (GO): nucleus
Molecular function (GO): RNA polymerase II C-terminal domain binding; mRNA (2'-O-methyladenosine-N6-)-methyltransferase activity
Source: RefSeq, a predicted model, not a curated record